Molecule: messenger RNA, 557 nt
Organism: Cynoglossus semilaevis (tongue sole)
Lineage: Eukaryota; Metazoa; Chordata; Actinopteri; Pleuronectiformes; Cynoglossidae
Product: dual specificity protein phosphatase 13-like
Exons: 3
Coding region: 101-526 (141 amino acids)
Biological process (GO): protein dephosphorylation; negative regulation of MAPK cascade
Cellular component (GO): cytoplasm
Molecular function (GO): MAP kinase phosphatase activity; protein tyrosine/serine/threonine phosphatase activity
Source: RefSeq, a predicted model, not a curated record
GGCUGUGUGUGUGUGUGUGUGAGUGUGAAGAGUAGACAGGAAGAUGAAGCAGAAGAGUUUUAACUCCCUUCAAACAAGUGUGUGUGAGUGACAGUACAGAAUGUCUCUUAGGGAUCCACCGUUUGAGCCUCCUUCCAUCUCAGAGCUGCAGGAGCUCCUGCUAAAAGACAGAAAACCUACUGGACAUGUCAAUCAAGUCUGGCCGAACAUUUACAUUGGCAACGAGGUGGCAGCGCGAGACAAGGGUAUUCUCCACAGCCUGGGCAUUACUCACAUCGUCAACGCAGCCCACGGGCCCCACAGCCUGUACAGUUUAUACGUCAACACCGGCCCCCGCUUCUACAGGGACAUGGCAGUGGAUUAUUAUGGAGUGGGGGCUGAUGAUGCCAUAGACUUCAUCCUCAGUCCUUUCUUCUACCCAACGGCACGUUACAUCAGAGCUGCCCUGGCAAUGGGAGGCAAGUCAGUCCCACUCAGACCUAACGUAACGUACACUGUGUGUGUGUGUGUGUGGACCGCUCCCUGAAACAAGGUCUGACCAUUUUAAAUAUAUGAAU